Trichoderma asperellum CBS 433.97 is the source of this 2148-nucleotide messenger RNA. RefSeq lists its product as uncharacterized. Gene Ontology annotation, molecular function: urea transmembrane transporter activity. The record is from RefSeq and is a predicted model, not a curated record. Gene Ontology annotation, cellular component: plasma membrane. Gene Ontology annotation, biological process: urea transmembrane transport. Lineage: Eukaryota; Fungi; Ascomycota; Sordariomycetes; Hypocreales; Hypocreaceae.
AUGUCGGUUCAAUUGGGUGUAUCUGGAGUGCCUGUGAUUUCUCAGGGAGCAGCAUAUGGCCUCCUGAUAGGAUUGGGCGUUGGCUUCUGCGGUGUCAUUCUGGCCGCUAUCAAAAUACAGAGAGCCUACCUUUCAGAAGAUUCGUCGACUUCAGAGAUGUUUAUGGUUGCCAACAGAUCGGUGGGGACAGGGCUAACAGCAGCAGCGGUGUUUUCAUCAUGGAUGUGGAUUAACGAAACUGUGUUUUCAGCUGCAUUCUGCUACAAAUUUGGGAUGGCUGUUCCUUUUUGGUGGGCUACAGGGCUGUGCUUUCAAAUUGCUUUGAUGGCAGCUCUUGGCGUACUGGCCAAGAUUCGCGUGCCAUAUGCUCACACAUCAUUGGAAAUUAUCCGUAUGCGUUAUGGUAAAAUUGGGCAUCUUGUGUUCAUUGUCCUCAAUAUCACAAACAAUGUCUUUGGAUGUGCAUCCAUGAUAUUAACAGGGUCGCAACUAAUCUUUGGUGUUUCUGGCAUGCAUUUUGUUGCAGCUACCAUUCUCAUUCCCCUCGGAGUGGUCUUGUAUACGGCAGUGGGUGGCCUUAAGGCGACGUUUUUGACAGACUACCUUCACACAGCUAUUGCUUUGAUCCUUAUUAUUUACUUCACCCUGGCAACUUUAACUCACGAAGCAGUGGGAGGCCUCGGAGGUUUGUAUGACAAGGUUACGGCGACGGCCUCAGAAAAUAUUAUUGCAGGAAACUACGAAGGAUCCCUGCUCACGAUGAAGUCUCUCGACUCAAUUAUUUGGGGACUGAUUCUCAAGUUCGGGAACCUUGCCCUCGUCGUCAUGGAUACGGCAUUCUGGCAAAAGUCUUUUGCUACUGAGGUCAAGGCUACUGUGCCUGGAUAUAACCUUGCCGCAAUUGCAAUAUUCGGGAUUCCCUGGGGCCUCGGUACCGUUAUUGGUCUCACUGCAAGGGCCAUUCAUGAAACCCCAAUUUUUCCGACAUACCCCGGCGAGUUCUCUCCAGAUCUAGUUAAUGCAGGCCUGGUGAUGCCGUACACAAUCAAGGCCCUGAUUGGAGACAAGGGAAUUGUGGCUUUCUUUGUUCUCUUAUUCAUGGCUCUUACUAGUACCGUCUCUUCUUCUAUGAUUGCUGUCAGCAGUAUUUUAUCCUUCGACGUAUAUAAAACAUACAUCGACCCAAAGGCAUCGGAUAAAAAGAUUAUGAGGGUUAGCCACCUCGCCGUUGUUUUCCACGCCAUAUUCAUCACUGGCAUCUCAUUAGCGCUUAACUAUGGUGGAGCUGAUAUGACAUGGAUCGGCUAUUUCAGGCCGAUCCUCUCUUGCCCUGGCAUCAUUCCUCUGGGUCUGACCCUUGCAUGGCCGAAGCAGACGAGACUAGCAGCCGUCGCAUCCCCAAUUCUCGGGUUUCUCACCGGUCUUAGCGUUUGGCUAGCUACAGCUAAGUCGCUCUACGGCACCAUCAACAUCGCAACCACGGAAGCUAGUUUUCCUGCUUUGUAUGGAGCUAUUGCGUCGUUUUUUUCACCUGCUCUUUACUCAGUUAUCAUUUCUCUUUACAAGCCAGAGACAUUUGAUUGGCGACGGUUUUUGCUUAUUGAGUUAGCAGAAGCACCAAAGCUUGAGAGACUUGAACCAUCGCUUUCAAAUGAUAACGAAAAGGAUGUCAAAACUGAUGGAGUUCUCAACGAGUCUAAUAGCCAUGGGGUUGUGGUUUCGGAUCCACAGAGCGAGAAUAUAUCAUAUACAGCUUCCGAUCCAGAGAAUGUUAAGAUUUCUGAUAUCAGAGAAAAGCGUACUAUGAGCAUAUCAAUAGAUAGCGAUAUAAGCACACUCGACCUCGAUAAUGUGCAGCAUCCAUUUGAUGAGGCGACAUUGCAAGACCUGUAUCGUUGGUACCGCAUAGCAUGGCUCUUCUUUGUCGUCGUUGUGUUCGUCACUUUUGUCGCAUGGCCAAUGCCAUUAUACAGAAACUACAUCUUCACCAAACCCUUCUUUUCAGGCUGGACGACGGUUGCGAUUAUAUGGCAAUUUCUAGCAUUCUUCGCGGUGGUCAUUUACCCUCUAUACGAUGGAAGACAUGCAAUUACCAAGGCAUAUCGAGGUGUUUGGAGUUCGAUUAACGGUAAAUUUAGCCAGCCAUGA